Messenger RNA from Macrosiphum euphorbiae (potato aphid), 348 nucleotides. Lineage: Eukaryota; Metazoa; Arthropoda; Insecta; Hemiptera; Aphididae. The record is from the annotation of a GenBank genome assembly.
AUGAAUACACGUGUGUUAUUACUCUAUGGAGCUUAUUAUAUUAUAAAAAAAAGAAAAAACCGUAAAUUAAAAAAGCGGAGAAUGUGGGUUCAUCCUUUACUUGUGCAAAGAAUUUUAAAAGGAAGUUUUUCAACCAUGUACGGGGAUUUAAGAGACAAUGAAAAUAAAUUUUUUAAUUAUUUUCGGAUGUCCAUCAAGUCAUUUGACGAACUUCUCUCAAAAUUAGAAAGUGGAAUUAAAGUUUCAAAUAGUGGUCGUCCAUCAAUUUCACCUACAGAACGAUUAUGUGUGACAUUAAGGUACGUAUAUAUUGUUAACAAUUUAGCUAUAUGUCUAUUGUCUAAAUAA